Messenger RNA from Thyridium curvatum, 324 nucleotides. RefSeq lists its product as uncharacterized. The record is from RefSeq and is a predicted model, not a curated record. The transcript has a single exon. The coding region runs from base 1 to 324 and encodes 107 amino acids. NCBI's taxonomy places the organism in Eukaryota, Fungi, Ascomycota, Sordariomycetes, Thyridiales, Thyridiaceae.
AUGAAGUUCUCCUCUGCUAUCCUGGCCAUCGCCGUCCUCUUCUCCACCUCGGAGGCUUGCAAGUGCGGAACCAACAUGGACGCCACCCGGGCCUGCUGCCGUGACAACGGCGGCAGCCCGACCGACAGCGACUGCCCGGCCAGCGACAUCAGCGAGAAUCUGAGCGGCUUUGCCAGCUGCUGCCGCUACUUCGGCGCCCGCUCCGACUGCCGAUGCCCCAUUGGCUGCGCGCGCCUCGAGACCGACGCUCACCGCAAGGCUUUCGGCCUGAAGCCCCUCAGCGACCCGGAGCUGAUCGACUUUGUCAACUCCUACGACCUUUAA